Messenger RNA from Closterium sp. NIES-65, 1608 nucleotides. The record is from the annotation of a GenBank genome assembly. Lineage: Eukaryota; Viridiplantae; Streptophyta; Zygnematophyceae; Desmidiales; Closteriaceae.
AUGGUCCAAGAGCUUGCCUGCUUGCCCGGUCCACGCUCGGUGGACGUGGACGUGGACGUGGACGUGGACGUGGACGUGGACAUGGACGUGGACGUGGACAUGGACGUGGACAUGGUCGUGGACUUUGACGUGGACUUUGACGUGGACGUGGACGUGGACGUGGACGUGGACAUGAAGGACAUGGACGUGGACGUGGACGUGGACGUGGACAUGAAGGACAUGGACGUGGACGUGGAGGACGUGGACGUGGACGCGGACAUGGACGUGGACGCGGACGCGGACGUGGACGUGGACGCGGACGCGGACGUGGACGUGGACGCGGACGUGGACGCGGACGUGGACGCGGACGUGGACGUGGACGUGGACGUGGACGUGGACGUGGACGUGGACGUCGACGAGGACGUGGAUGUGGACGUGGACGUGGACGUGGACGUGGAUGUCGACGUGGACGUGGACGUGGAUGUCGACGUGGACAUGGUGGUGGACGUGGACGUGGACGUGGACGUGGAUGUGGACGUGGACGUGGACGUGGACCUAGACAUGGACGUAGACGUGGUCGUAGACGUGGACGUGGAUGUGGACGUGGACAUGGACGUGGAAAUGGACGUGGACGUGGACCUGGACGUGGACGUGGACGUGGACGUGGACAUGAAGGACAUGGACGUGGACGUGGACGUGGACGUGGACGUGGACAUGGACGUGGACAUGGACGUGGACGUGGACGUGGACGUGGACGUGGACGUGGUCGUGGACUUGGACGUGGACGUGGACAUGGACGUGGACGUUGACGUGGACGUGGACGUGGACAUGGACGUGGACAUGGACGUGGACGUGGACGUGGACGUGGACAUGGACGUGGACGUGGACGUGGACGUGGACGUGGACAUGGACGUGGACGUGGACGUGGACGUGGAGGUGGACGUGGAGGACAUGGACAUGGACGUGGACGUGGACGUGGACGUGGACCUGGACGUGGACGUGGAUGUGGACGUGGACGUGGACAUGGACGUGGACAUGGACAUGGACGUGGACGUGGACGUGGACAUGGACGUGGACAUGGUCGUGGACUUUGACGUGGACGUGGAAGUGGACGUGGACGUGCACGUGGACGUGGACGUGGACGUAGACGUGGACAUGAAGGACAUGGACGUGGACGUGGACGUGGACAUGGACAUGGUCGUGGACGUGAACGUGGACGUGGACGUGGUCGUGGACGUGGACGUGGACGUGGACAUGGUCGUGGACGUGGACGGGGACGUGGACGUGGACGCGGAUGUGGACGCGGACGUGGACGCGGCAAGGACGCGGACGUGGACGCGGACGUGGACGCGGACAUGGACGUGGACGUGGACGGACGGGGACGGGGACGUGGAGGGGGACGUGGACGUGGACGUGGACGUGGACGUGGACGUGGACGUGGACGUGGACAUGGAGCGUGGACCGGGCAAGCUCCUCACGAGCGUGCCCGGUCCACGAGCUUGCCCGGUCCACAGGCUUCUGGACCAUGCAAGCUCCUGGACCAGGCAUGCACCUGGACCAGGCAAGCUCCUCGACCAGGCAAGCUCCUGGAUAAGGCAAGCUCCUGGACCAAGCAAGCUCCUGGACUAG